Styela clava is the source of this 1124-nucleotide messenger RNA. The record is from RefSeq and is a predicted model, not a curated record. Lineage: Eukaryota; Metazoa; Chordata; Ascidiacea; Stolidobranchia; Styelidae.
AUGGAACUGGCAGCUGGAGAAGAUGAACCAGGUGUUUGGGCGGCGGAACUGAUUUCACCCGAAACUGCUGAAAUAAAUAAGAUACAGCGAAUUCUGGUAAAGCAUUGUAGACAUGAGGAGUGCCCUUAUGCAAGAGGGGGACUUCAUCCGUGGCCUCGGUUGCAAGAAAUGCUGUUAAUCCGGACAGGAAAGAUAUAUGAAGUAGAGACCUUGGAAGAGAUCAUGGAAGACAGCGAACGGGUAACCUUGAAUAAAGACGGGUUAACCGCCUCUUAUGGACACUCCAAGGGACAGACACCUAAUUAUCAAGAAUACAAGGGAAAUGAAACACUGUAUCACCUAACUCGCUCGAAGAAUGUGGAGUCGAUAUUAGAGAAGGGAUUAAGCCAAUGGCUAGAGGUUGUCGAAUCAAAUCAGGAGCAUGAUGUUAAGAAGAGAGAUGCGGAUGAAGAUGAAUAUAUUCCUGGUCAAACAUAUGGGACAACAUACACCAGAUGGGGAAGACGAAAUUGUAAAGGGAACAGUAAACUUGUGUACAGUGGACUUGCAGCGGGAACUCAUUAUUCACAUACUGGUGGGGGUGCUAAUUAUAUCUGCCUUGAUUUUAAUGUCGACUACACCGGAAAAUACGUAGAAGGGGGACAAGGUUCUUCGCAUAUGUACGGGGUGGAGUACAGAGAUGGAAACUGGGUGAAUCAACUAUUCGAUCUUUCUGAUACAGAAUUUAACACUCUACAAUUUCAUUCACUUCCCUGUGCCGUAUGCAUGGCCGAAAGAAAAAUUGACCAGGUCAUGAUUCCCGGUCGGGAAACUUGCCCGGAAGGUUGGACCACUGAAUAUAGAGGAUACGUCAUGGCUGGUAGUCAUGGUGAUAAACAUCCAACCGAAUUUAUUUGCGUCGACGAACGACCUCAAGUGGUUCCUGGAACAAGCGGAGAUCAGAAGGGUGUCUUUCUGUUCAUGGUUGAGACUCAAUGCGCAUCAUUACUUUGCGAACCAUUUGUCGCGGGAAGAGAAUUGAGAUGUGUAGUUUGCUCAAUUUGAGUCGUGUUGAACUCCUGAAAAAUAAAAUAUUCACACAUUUAUUAUAUGUUGCAAAUGACUAAUAAAAUUAAAAUAAUAUG